GAUAACACUUUGCCAGCUGUGCAGUUUGUACGCAGGUAUUUUAAUUUCACGCCUAGAUUUUCGUAAAGAUGCUUCCCAAGUUAAGAAUAUCUGCAUUUCUGCUUAAGCGCCUCGAGCGUGUCAAGCUGCAGUGCAGCGGUUGUUUAUAUGGCGUGUUCUAUGGCGAUGGCACAUUGUUGCUCUUGAGUUUCAACGUUGAGGCGAGUGUGGGCCAAUUGAACUAUGAGCACAUACAGCACAAAUUUCCAGCCGAACUGGAUCUGUGUGGCUUGGUGAAAUUUGGCGAGUGUAGCGAUACCCAAGCCCAUCUAAAUGAGGUCAUUUCAUCGGUGGAUAUAACAGAUAACCCGAUAUUGCUGCAAUGCCAGCUGGGAACAUUGGUGGGCAUGAAGGCAUCGUUCUUUAUGCACGGCAAACUAGAGGAUGUACCGUACGAGGUGAUGGAAGCAUCACAGCUCUACAACGAUUUCUGUUUUACACGAUUAAAGUGCGGAUUCUUUUUGUAUACCGCACCGACACCGGAAGCCAUUGCCAAGGAGAUGCAUGCGCUACGCAAGCGUGUCGCUGAUGGCAGUCUGGUGUUCAAUGUGUCCGAAACGAAGAUCUAUGUCAGCAGCAACUUUGGGACGCAGCACAAAAGUUUAAAUUGCGAUUCGCGCAUUGAGCAGCUCAUCGCUGAAAUUCCGACACCAGAAGACACUCCAAGUGGCAACAAUAAGAAGAAGGUCACAGCGACUGCCUCGGAGCUGGUUAAGCAUUACGGUGCUGUGGGCUGUGACUACGAUGUGAUUAAUAUUGACGUUUUGCGCUGUCGUUCGCGUGAGCCACCUGCUGGCGAUGCUGCACCGCAUCCAGCGCUCAGUGUUUGCAUCACUAAUGAAGAGACCAGCAAGCAGCAGGUGCCGCUGGAACUGGAGGCAAUGGCCAUACUCUGCAAGAAGACAAAGCUUUUGCGGUUGUAUGAUGUGCUCAUCGAGAGCAUUUGUCGCUCGUUGCGUCUCUUCGAGCAGUGCCUCAGCGAGCGCCUCAACGAACAGGAGCCGACAUCGGAGCUGAAAUUGCUGGCGCCACGCAGUUAUCAUUUCUAUCCGCAGGAAUUCGGACACUUUCUGAGCUGUGCCUACUUGGAGCAGCUGAGCGACGAUGAGCCCAGUGUGCAGGAGAAACGCAAGCGAUUGCAUCGACAAUUUGCAUUGCCCGUUACACGUCCGUACUUCCGGCGUGCCAAUCAGUGUCGCUUCCAGUGCGACAUUGAUGCUUCUGAUGCAUCUACGUGGACGCCGCUGCUUAACACACAUUUGGGUGUACGUCCCAGUGGCGUGAUCGAUGGCAAGGAAUAUCUGGUAAAUGGAAACUAUCACUAUUACCACUAUUUGCAGCAGCAGAUGCAGGACAAGGGCUGGGGCUGUGCCUAUCGCUCGUUGCAGACGAUUUGCUCGUGGUUUCUGCUGCAGGGCUACACGGAGCGUGCGAUACCCACGCAUUUGGAAAUUCAGGAAUAUUUGCACAAAAUCAACGAUAAGCCAGCCUCAUUUGUGGGCUCCUCACAAUGGAUUGGCUCCACGGAGCUGAGCAUGUGUCUGCAGGGUUUUCUCAAUGUGGACUCGAAGAUCCAACAUGUCGCCUCGGGUGGCGAACUCUCAACCAUUGCCUCGGAACUGGCGAUGCAUUUCCAAACCCAGGGCACUCCCGUCAUGAUUGGAGGCGGCGUCCUAGCGCACACAAUUAUUGGAGUUGACUACUGUGUGCAGACGGGGCAGGCAAAGUUCUUGAUACUCGAUCCACAUUACACUGGCGCCGAUGAUUUGGCCACAAUUCAGAUAAAGGGCUGGUGCGGGUGGAAGGGCAUGGACUUUUGGGACAAGAAGAGCUACUAUAAUCUCUGUAUGCCACAGCGCCCGAUUUUAUACUGAACUUUCCAAUGUUUUGCAUUUAAGUACGAUUCAUUUCUGUCAAGCUUUAAUGUUGCAUGUUUCUGUAUGAAUUUAAUAUUAUAUAUGUACUGUAUUUUAUAUAUGUUAAAAAUAACGCGUAUAAACUAGAGCAAUCGGUUUGUA
Drosophila grimshawi is the source of this 2057-nucleotide messenger RNA. It is a transcript of the gene Ufsp2, whose product is annotated as probable Ufm1-specific protease 2. The transcript has 2 exons. The coding region runs from base 69 to 1913 and encodes 614 amino acids. The record is from RefSeq and is a predicted model, not a curated record. Lineage: Eukaryota; Metazoa; Arthropoda; Insecta; Diptera; Drosophilidae.